Pungitius pungitius (ninespine stickleback) is the source of this 2339-nucleotide messenger RNA. RefSeq lists its product as uncharacterized. The record is from RefSeq and is a predicted model, not a curated record. Lineage: Eukaryota; Metazoa; Chordata; Actinopteri; Perciformes; Gasterosteidae. The coding region runs from base 315 to 1448 and encodes 377 amino acids. The transcript has 7 exons.
UUUGUAUUUCUGUCUGUUUGUGGACUGAUGCUGUUUCCACAGUACAAGAUGCGAUGAAAAUUUUCACAAUCAUCUAAUGAUGACCCCGAGGCUCUAGUUUGAAAAUGGCUGUGUUCUGGUCAAGAAUGCGGUGACAGGAAGGAGCAGGUAUGGACACGCAGCAGAGGGCCGACAGGUGAUGGGGAGAGGCGUGGUGAAGCUGCAGAGGCGGAUCACACAUCAACUGCACUAGUUCCCCGUGGAUAACGCCUGCGUGGGCCGUGCCACACCGGCGUCUUCAGUUCGGGGGGCAACAGAAGACUGGGGGGAGGAAGAUGAAUCUAUACAGGAGCUUCGGGAACCUAAUGGAGUCCUGGGUCGCCGACGCAGGCCACUAUUCGGACGCAGCGCGUCUCGGAAGCAACGGCGAAGACCUUCCAACACCUUCCUCCGACACGGGGACAAGUCCGCGCCCGGACUCGGUGGACUCUGGCGUGGAGACGGCCAGUUCCGUCAUGUCCUCCCCGGCCACGCCGUCCUCUGUCACCACGGAUAACGCAGGAAGGGAAGCGCACGGACUCACGUCUGCCUCGCCGUCCCAGUCUCCCACCCUCUCUUCUUCCUCCUCUUCCUCUCCGGUCCUCGGUGCCAGCGGAGCUCCGCGCGUCUCAGUGGACGAGAUGCUGAUGCGUCGUCCUCGCGCGUCUACUGGACCCACGCGGCACGCGUCGUGGGUAGCGAGAGGUCAAAGGUCACGGAGUUUCGCCCUGAAGAGGUCAGCCAACGCACCUGUGCCCACGACGCAGACGUCGGAGCCGCGCAGACGGUCGAUCGCGUGCUGUGACAUUCAGGCGGAUCAGACUAAAUCACAGGACCUUGAUGAGCGGGAGAGGGCACCACUGAGCCCUGGGCUCCGCUACUUGGAACAGGUGUGCCAAAUGUUAGAAGAAAUUGCCAGACAACAGAUGCGCAGCCGAGCGCUGCAGAUGGAGACGGAUGCCCUGCAGGAGGAUCAAAACAUAGAGGUGGACCAGGCUCCCGCCACUUGUCAGAGGGACUCUAAAUCUGCCAAGGAGGAGCUCACUUUUUGUCCCAAAAACCCAAAAAGUGCAGAGCACAGCGAAGCCCUGCCGGGUCGAGAUCAUCUCCACAGACACUUCCGGCAGAGGUCUGCAUCUGACACAAAUAUUUCAACACUUUAUAGAAGAAAGUUAAAGGCAGACUGCAGAGGGCAGCAUCUCACUACAGAUGACCUGCCCGAAAUGGAUGAGGAGGAGCAUGAAAAGCAGGGUUCUGAAAAAGAAGAGACUACUAAAAAAAGGGCGUGGAAAAUAAAAUUUGGGUCUUUCACAAAAGCGGAGUCGGCAGUGACGGAUACCGACAGCCAAAAGACGCAGUCAUCUGAGAGAAGCUCAGCCCGACGACGACUGAGCCAGAUGUUCAGGAGGAAGAAGGCUCCCCCUGUGUAGAAAGGCCACGAUAUUUGGACAUUUGAGUUCCAGUUUGAAAGAGGAAGAGGCUUAAAGGUUAGAGCACUGAAACUGAGUUCCCAUUCAGCUCAUGAGGUGUAGCAAUCUGCUGAAUUUUGUAUUAUUUUCUGCUGUAUGCUUUGUUAUUUUUUAUACCAAAAUAAUUAUUUUUUUCUAUAAACCGAGAGUAAUAAGCUCUGUAAUAAGAUAUUAUUGUUAAAUAUUUACAUAUGUACAGUCCAACACGCUUGCCAUAUUAAAUAAUGUGAAUAUUUCUCUUUGAAGUUAUUAUACAUUUAGUUUUUUACUUUUGCAGUAUAACAAAUAUGUCUCUUCAUACAGGACAGAUAUGACUGUGACACAUAUGCUUUACAGCUUAUUCAUUAUCGAGACAAAGAAAUGCCUGAAAUAAGUUUCCAGAGGUCUGCAUUUGCCUUGAAAAGCCAAAUAAGAUAACAGUGAUGUGAUUGUCGAUGUGGCUGGGAAAAUGUAUCAGGUGUACGUGGUCAGGUGCAUAUUUUUCUCUAAUAAAUUACUUGAAGCUUUAAUUACAUAUUCAAUGAUGAUGAUGUAUUUAGGCCCUGCUUUACUAAUUAAGUAAUCAACUUUGGAGUAGAUUAAUGUAUAAUUUCAUGGUUUGUAUUGGGGGAUUUAAAAAUAUACAAUCUAAAAAUAUAAAUAUAUAUGGGCUUUGUAGGGGUGAAAUACAAAAUACCAUGAAAAAUCACUCUGGACAUUUUUAUCUGAAAAGGAAAGAAUAUAUAUAAAAGGAAAUCACAAUUAGCCAUUUAAUGGCAAAAAAUAGAAUGCAAAUUAAGGGAUAGUUUUCAUGUUUAGUUCUAGUUCCUAAAACUGCCAAAUUUAAAUCCCUUUAAACAGUGCAACAAGAUU